AUGGCAUGUCCUUUUGAUAACAAUCCAGUGGAUGAAGGUGCAGCAUUACUGCGCAGAGAAUUAAAUAUUCGUCGGGAGAUGGUUAUCAGACUGCGCAUAGAUGUUCUAGCAUUUCCAGACAAUUAUCUUUUUGAGCUGUACCGUUUCACGUCACAGUCCAUCAUCUACAUACACAACCUAAUCCGUCCUUACAUUUGCAACAUUACCAGUCGUAGUCAUGCUCUCACAUCCCAGCAGAUAUUGUGUGUUGCCCUGCGUUUCUUUGCAAAUGGAAGUUUUUUGUACAAUGUCGGAGAUGCAGAGCACUUGAGUAAGGCAACUGUAUGCAGGGCGGUCAGAAAAGUGUGCCUCUCCCUGAAACGGCUUUUACCCAUCUUUGUCAUUUUCCCUGGACAUAAACCUGUCAGAGCCAUCAAGGAGGAGUUCCACAGGAUUGCAGGAUUUCCCAGUGUGAUUGGCUGCAUAGAUGGCACACACAUUCCCAUCACGGCUCCCUCACAUAAUGAAGCCGAUUAUGUGAAUAGGAAGUCCAUUCACAGCAUAAAUGUGCAGAUCAUAUGUGAUGCAGCCCACAUCAUUUCCAAUGUGGAGGCCAAGUGGCCUGGGUCUGUUCAUGACUCGAGGAUAUAUCGCGAGUCUAAUCUGAGCAACAGACUGCAACGUGGAGAGUUUGAUGGCCUUCUGCUGGGUGACAGGGGUUACCCAUGCCAACCUAGGCUGCUGACCCCUUACCCUGACCCUGAACCAGGCCCCCAACAGAACUUCAACCGGGCUCACUGCAGGACGAGAGCCCGGGUGGAGAUGACCAUAGGCCUACUGAAAGCCCGUUUCCAGUGCCUACGUCACCUCAGGGUGACCCCUGAGAGGGCCUGUGAUAUUAUUGUGGCAUGUGUUGUUCUUCAUAAUAUUGCCACUAUUAGAGGAGAGCAACACCCUGCCCUACAAAUUGAAGACCCUGAUGAUGGUCCCAUCCACCUGCCAGCUAUCCAGGACGGCAGAGCAGUCAGAGACACCAUGUGCCAUAAUCACUUUAGAGUUUAA
This is a messenger RNA of Epinephelus fuscoguttatus (brown-marbled grouper), 1041 nucleotides long. Its product is annotated as putative nuclease HARBI1. The transcript is spliced from 4 exons. The record is from RefSeq and is a predicted model, not a curated record. The coding region runs from base 1 to 1041 and encodes 346 amino acids. Lineage: Eukaryota; Metazoa; Chordata; Actinopteri; Perciformes; Serranidae.